Molecule: messenger RNA, 1498 nt
Organism: Schizosaccharomyces octosporus yFS286
Lineage: Eukaryota; Fungi; Ascomycota; Schizosaccharomycetes; Schizosaccharomycetales; Schizosaccharomycetaceae
Product: mitotic spindle checkpoint protein Mad3
Exons: 1
Coding region: 403-1344 (313 amino acids)
Biological process (GO): meiotic sister chromatid cohesion, centromeric; mitotic spindle assembly checkpoint signaling
Molecular function (GO): protein binding; protein kinase activity
Source: RefSeq, a predicted model, not a curated record
GUCGUCUCCGAGUACGAAAGUAAUACUAAAUAAAUAAUAACAAAAACCAUUAAGCGUUUUGCAUAUUUUGAACUAGAACUAAUGAAUUUGAUUGUCUGUGUACCGUCAGAUUGAUUUAGUUCAACCAAACCUCAUUUCCCUUUCCAUUCUUAAGUCCCUUUUUUCAUACGAACCGAGUCAUACUACCGAUUAUUUUGAAAGUUAAAUAGAAAAGAAUAUAAUAUCAUUAAUUUUUUUAAUGUAAUAUUCGUCUUUUUAGCAAUCUAUCAGGAAUCCUUAAAAAUUUACCCUAAUACUAUAUUGCGAAGUAUCUAGUUGCUUUUUUAUACUUUCUUUCCUUCUCCAUAUUUAUUCCUACUUAAUUUAUUCAGGAUCUUGUUUAAAAAUCAAGUACUUUACAUAAUGAACACGACAGCGAAACAAACACAGACAUCUAUCGAUAUAAUUGAACAAGCAAAAGAGAAUAUCGAGCCUAGAAGACAAGGCCAUUCUGCUGCUGCUAUCAGCAAAACUUUCUCCAAGGACCAUGAGCAAAAAGUUAGCAAUCAGCUACAUGAGGAAAGAAUAAGUUUUGAGGAAAAGCUUCAAAUUGCAGACAGAGAGGAGGACCCUUUACAAGUAUGGAUUGACUAUAUACAAUGGACUUUGAACUCUUAUCCUCAAGGUAAUACGAGUGAAAGCGGAUUACUUUCGUUAUUAGAACGCUGCUCUCAACAAUUCGUAAAGUCCCCGAUAUAUAAAAAUGACAUACGCUAUCUUCGUAUUUGGAUGCAAUAUGCAAAGUACGUGGAAGAUCCAGCUGAGUUAUUCUCCUUUUUAUCACUUCAUGAAAUAGGAACAAACUUUUCACUUUAUUAUGAAGAAUUUGCAGGUUACUUUGAAUCAAAUGGAUUAUACAAAAAAGCUGAAGAUGUCUAUCAAAAAGGGUUUCUACGAAAGGCUAAACCUUUUGCUCGAUUUCAACAACGCUAUGAUCAGUUUCUCCAUCGUAAAGUUAUAUAUGCUCCUGACACUAUUACUAUGCGACAAACUAAUGAAUAUCCUCCUUUGCAAACUACUUUCCAGCUAUCUAAUCCACACCAACAAAACGGACGAUCGGAAGUGUCUGUAUCAGAUGCAAGGCGAAUUUCUGUUUUUUCAGAUACUGAAGGUACUAGCUCUACGAACGGUAGAUCGACCAAUCCAACCUCAUGGGAAAAUUUUGGAACUGUAGAGCAGAAAAGGAAAGAGAAUACAGUUCCUUCUCGUGCCUGGGUCGGUGAAACUUUACAGACACACUCAUCUCGUAAGGUUGAUCCACUGAAUACUUUUUCUGUUUAUCAAGAUGAAAGUUCCUCCCAUUAAUGUCUUUCUUUGACUACACUUCUUUGCUAUGAAAUACUAUAAUUUGUGGGUCAUUUGUAUCAAAUUCUGAACCUGUUAAAGUUACCUUUCAUUUAAUAUUAUUUACAAACAAACUAAGCUUUAAUAUAUAUGUCAACUGUAUUAUUAAUGGGAC